Molecule: messenger RNA, 4077 nt
Organism: Trichogramma pretiosum
Lineage: Eukaryota; Metazoa; Arthropoda; Insecta; Hymenoptera; Trichogrammatidae
Exons: 1
Coding region: 1-4077 (1358 amino acids)
Biological process (GO): DNA integration
Molecular function (GO): nucleic acid binding
Source: RefSeq, a predicted model, not a curated record
AUGAUCGUCAUCGGUGAUGGUGAGCAGCGUCAAGAGAAGGUGAGAGCGCUCCUAGACCCCUGCUCCGAGGCCACACUGAUCACCACGAGCAUAGCUCGGCGCCUCGGCGCCCAUCUCAAGCGAGUCCAAGUCUCUAUCUCUGGUACCUCUGGAGUUCCAAUGGACUCGGCCAAAGUUCGAGCCUGUCUCUACCUCCACGAUACCGCACGCGAGAGGCGACUGCCAAUCGAGGUAUACGGGCUCCAACGCAUCGGAAUUAGAACUCCCUCGCAGCCGCUGCCACCUGCUACGACCCAGCGCUUUCAAGAGCUCGAGCUUGCAGAUCCGGAGCUGCACAAGCCGAGGCCAGUUGAUGCCAUCCUCGGUGCAGACGUCUACAACAAGAUCCUAUUGCCAGGCCUUAUUCGACGCGGUGGAAUCAUCGCCCAGUGCACCAUCUUUGGGUGGAUCUUGACAGGUCGGAUCACACAUACGGCUCCAACGUCCAUGCCUCAAGCAGCCCAGUGCACCACCACAAUGCUCGAGUCAGCAAAAGCGCCGUAUCAAGACCUCACAGAGCUCGUUCAGAGAUUUUGGGAGCUUGAGAGCGUACCGCAAGCACACCGCGAGUGCCCAUUCGCCAGUGAAUGCGAGCGUCUCUUUGUCGACGGCUGUCAACGCCAGGCCGAUGGACGUUACAUUGUCCCUCUGCCAAUAAAGCAAGGAGAAGCAGCUACGCUGGGCCAAAGCCUCCAUCAUGCGCAAGCCGCCUUGAACUCCACACAUCACCGUAUGCAACGCGACCCAGCGCUCGCCAGAGCUUACGACCACUUCAUGACCGAGUACGUAGGCCUCGGCCACAUGCGAGAAAUAUCAUCGCAAGAGCUGCAGUCACACACUGGCCCAGUGUGCUACAUACCACAUCACGGCAUCUGGCAGAGAAGCGACGGCGGCAACAAACUGAGAGUGGUGUUCAAUGCCUCGAAACCUACAUCAUCAGGAGUCAGCUUGAACGACACGCUCUAUGCUGGGCCGAAGCUCCAAAAUGACCUCGCUGUUGUCGUCACACGCUGGAGACUUCAUCGCAUCGCCUUCUGCGCGGACAUUAAAAUGAUGUUCCGCCAGAUAAGAAUUCAACCGGCCCACGAGCACCUGCAGCGUAUCCUGUGGAGCCCCUCGCCAGACGUGCCCGCAAGACACUACGCACUCCUUACCGUCACCUACGGGACCGCCAGCGCACCUUAUCUCUCCCUUCGCACCCUAAGGCAGCUCUGCUUGGACGAAGGAGAAAAGUUCCCGGAGGCAGUGCGCGCCGUCAAGCACGAGCUGUACGUAGACGACUUCCUGAGUGGCGGCCAAGAUGUACAUGCGGCCCGCAUGCGCAGAGAUCAACUCAUCUCGUUACUCAGGGCGGGCGGCUUCAAGCUCAAGAAGUGGGUGUCAAAUGACUCGUCGCUACUCGAGGAUCUUCCUCCUGGAGACCGACUUAGGCCAACAUUUCUUCAACUGUCCACCGACGGUCCAGUCAACGAGCUCGGCGUCGCCUGGAAUCCAGCAGCAGAUCAGCUUACAUUCAACACCGAUAGCGCACCUCGGCAGAUCGGUAACGCAUUGACAAAGCGCGUCGCCCUCGCCGAACUCGCCCGACUAUUCGAUCCAGCCGGAUGGCUGGCUCCGAUUACUGUCAAAGCAAAGAUGGUCAUACAAGACCUCUGGAGCAGCGGCCUUGGAUGGGACGAUGAAGUACCGGAGGCACUUUGCAAAAAGUGGGAGGAGUGCCGAGAAGGUCAACGUGAGCUAAAUAAAUUCGCCAUACCACGAUGGAUCGGAGCGAACCCAGGAGACUGCAUUCAACUACACGCAUUCGCCGACGCCAGCCGUCGCGCAAUCGCCGCCGUGAUCUACUGCCGAGUUGAGCACGCCGAUUCAACUGGGGCGUCGACGACUUUAAUUUGGGCCAAAACAAAGCUCGCCCCAGCAAGGAGCUUACGACUCUCGGCUAAGCCCCCGACCAGAAUGACUAUACCCAGGCUCGAGCUUCGAGCAGCUUUACUAGCGGCCCGUCUUCUACAGCACGUCGCGAAGGAAAUCGGAGUCCCUCCGGAACGAUGCCACGCUUGGAGCGAUUCCCGCAUCGUUCUGCACUGGCUCAAGUCUCAAGGACCUACAGGAAAUAGUCUCGUGGACGACUACGUCACGCAUAUACAGGAACUCUCGCAGAAAGUCACGUGGCGUCACGUACCAACGGGCGACAAUCCCGCCGACGUGGCCUCUCGCGGCUGCUCUGCUGCGGAUUUGAUCGGCGAUCAAUUGUGGCGCUCGGGACCGAUAUGGCUUCAAAACCACGACACUGAAUGGCCGCAAGCUCCGCGCGGCCCAGGAUCCGACGAGUCACAUGAGCCUCAAGCCGCGACGAUCCACUGCCACGCGACGACGUCCACCAUUUCGGAAGAGCCACUGCUCAUCCGAAGGUUCUCAAGUUUGAUUAAACUGCUGCGAAUUAUGACGAGAAUCCGCCGGCUACUCAAUCGACGCCGAGAUCCAUCCAUACCGGCACCACUUGCUCCACUCAGCGUAGCAGAGUUACAGCGUGAAUUCAUCACAUGCGUGCAAAUGAGUCAGAGAGCGCAUUUGAGUCAAGAAAUCGAGCAAAUUCGUCGAGACGGCCACGUACAGCUCAAGAGUAGCCUAUCGUCUUUGAGACCCUUCCUCAGUGACGAUGGAUGUCUACGAGUGGGUGGCCGACUCACCCACUCUUUACUACCGGACGAAGAAAAGCACCCAGUCAUCCUGAGUGGGAAAAGUCAUCUCGCCAAAUUGAUAGUCGACUGGGCCCACGUGCGUGGACUUCACGGCGGCUUUCGAGUCACGCUGCAUCAUACCCUUCGUCGAGCAUGGAUCAUUAAUGGUAGAACUCUCGUGCGGCAGCUCGUCCGGCAGUGCGUCACAUGCGCAAAAGCCGAUGCCAGACCAUUACACCAGGAGAUGGCAGCUCUUCCCGCCCCUCGAGUUCAGCACAAUCCGUCAUUCUACGUCACCGGCGUAGAUUAUGCUGGACGUUUCAACGUCCUUCAAGCGAAAGGCAGUGGCGUCCGCACAUUAAAAGGCUAUAUCGCCAUUUUCGUUUGUUUUAGCUCGAAGGCCGUCCAUAUUGAGCUCGUUGGUGAUUGCAGCACAGACAGCUUUCUAGCGGCGCUCACUCGAUUCAUCGGACGCAAAGGCCCACCGGCUCAGAUCUGGAGUGACAACGGUACGAACUUCAAAGGGGCUAAUGCCGAACUCAAGCGACUGCUGCACGCGGCCGAGCUCGACUGGGGUUUGGUGAAAGGUAGCCUGGCAGAAAGAGGGAUUGCCUGGUCGUUUAUUCCUCCAAAGGCCCCGCACUUCGGCGGCCUCUGGGAGACGGCCGUGCGGUCGACCAAAAUACAUCUUCGUCGCGUCGUGGGUCCUCGACACCUGACUUACGAGGAGCUUUCCACUCUUCUCGUCGACAUUGAACGAGUACUCAAUUCCCGACCAUUAACUCCGCCGGUGGGAGAUCUCGAUGACUUGGAGAUGAUAACGCCGGCCCAUCUGUUCCUCGGACGUUCGCUGAAUUCCAUUCCACAGCCCAGCAAAGCGAACCUCGACCUUGAUCCCGCCCGACACUGGGAGUUGGUGAGACGCCUGAGAGAUCACUUCUGGAGCCGAUGGAGCAAAGAAUAUCUACACACACUGCAGCAGCGACCCAAAUGGCAUCGCCCUGGCCCUGAUCUUUCCAUAGGAGACGUCGUCAUCAUCAUCGACCCAGCACUCAUGCGCGACAACGGCAAGUGGCCAGUUGGGAGGGUGGUGAACGUUCAUCCUGGGGCUGAUGGUCGAGUUCGAGUCGCUACUGUACGCACGGCGUACGGCACCUAUACGAGGCCGAUUGUAAAGCUCGCCCAGCUUCCAACUAUGCCGCCACCUUCGCCGGAAGCUCCUGCUCGCUCAUCCUCUCCGCCUCUCGGCCCUGACGGCGGGCGGCCGGGCAACGACGUCCCGUCUGGAAGGAGCUCACCACCGCAGACCAGAAGCCGUACCAAGGCUCAAGAUAAGACCGCUGCUCCCUGUGGAUGA